Lachnellula hyalina is the source of this 1353-nucleotide messenger RNA. RefSeq lists its product as uncharacterized. Lineage: Eukaryota; Fungi; Ascomycota; Leotiomycetes; Helotiales; Lachnaceae. The record is from RefSeq and is a predicted model, not a curated record. The transcript has 2 exons. Bases 1 to 1353 code for a protein of 450 amino acids.
AUGCGAAUUCCCUCCAUCCUCAGCCUCCCGGCAUCCAUCCUCCUCAUAGCCUCGCACACAGUCUUCGCAGAAGAGCAAUUGCCAGCACCAUUGGUAGGAGCACAAGCCAAACGCUCACUAGAAAGCACCGAUCGACGACGAGAUGUGGAAGAGCAUCUGCGACUAGGAAGAAAUCCUGUGGGAGUUAUGAAAAUGAGUCCUGAUGAGGGAGAGAAGUUCUAUAUGGAAUAUUGGCAAUUUGAGAAAGACCAAGUGCAAUCGCCGAUGUUCAGCACUCCUUUAAGAGCUAGGGAUGAGGAAGAGGAAGCUAGAUUGUUGGCGAAUGCAUCUGCGGCUAUAUCAUUUCGGCCCCCGUUUGCGCUGCAUUCAGAUUUCGGGACAGCAUAUGGGGAUUUAAGAGCUCGGAGGGCAAUGGAGAGUGUUGCGGUCCUUGCUGCAUUACAGAAGAGAGAUUUUGUUUGUCCAAGUGGGACGACGAGUUGUGACGGGAUUGGAUACCCAAAUAGCUGUUGCGGUGCGAAUGAGAACUGCUUUAAGAUUCAGGAUACCGGGUUGGGACCCGUCGGUUGUUGUCCUGUGGGAGGUAGUUGUGGGGGGACGAUUACGGAUUGCAAUGCGCCGAAUACUGCUUGUGCUGCUGAGCUGGGAGGGGGAUGCUGUAUACCAAACUUCGUUUGUGAGGGCGUUGGCUGUGUUAUGAAUUCAGUGACAACGAUAGUUGUAACUCGAACCCUCAGCAGCACUAAGGCGUCCUCGAUUUCCGUCUUAACAACCACGCAAAUCAGCACAAUCGUUAUUGCUUCCACUACGGCAACAGCUACAUCAACCCCAUCUUCUUCAUCUUCUUCAUCUGCAUUCAGCCGGAGUUCCACCACAACCUCAGCAAGUUCAGCAACAGGCGUAGCUCCAGUGCGUCCUACAAGCGCUACAUCUACAACUACUUCCUCAACAGGCCCAACUCAAUGUCCCACCGGAUUCUACGCUUGCGAUGCUUACUACGCUGGAGGCUGUUGCCGAACAGGAAGGGACUGCCAAACAACAUCAUGUCCAGUAGCAAGCUCCACGACUAUCAUAAGUACUGGGGUUACGGUUGUCGUUCCUGUCGGCUCAGCAGCUACCGUCAAUAGCCCAACCGGUGCCUGCGCGAGCGGAUGGGCAAGUUGUGCGGCUAGUGAUGGAGGAAAUUGCUGUCCUAGCGGAUGGCAAUGUGGAGCCAUGAGCUGUUCGUCAAUCUCGCCGACUUCGACUGCUGUGGCUCAGAAGGAUAGUCCAAAUAGGGCAUCGAGCCAGAGAAAGGGGGUAGAUCUUGCAGCUAUAUUGGGGACUUUGAUACUUGCUCUGAUGCUUGUUUAG